AAGUGAGUAUUUUUCGCGCUGAUUGGGACUCGAACUGAGUUUCCCCGCAAAGCUUUAAAUUGAACGGAGUCGGCGUUUUCAAGAUGAUUCAAACUGACUAUUUUCCAAUUUGAUAACUAUUCGAGAAAUUCAGCAGCUGAGUGAGGUUGGAUGGAAUGGACAGUAAGGGACGGUCUGGGAUGGACAGUACCAGUAAGGGGCGGUCUUUGCCCUCGGUGCCAGAGGCCCUCAACCCAGUCAGCAUGAAUCAGCUGUCUGAACCCCUGGGGGGGAGGAUGGGUCGGGGUGGGGGUGAUCUGGGGGCGGACCCGGCCCUGCUGAUGGACAAGGCGGCUGCCCAGUUGGCCGUGACACUCCAGGACAGUGUUCUAAACAAUAUGGCUGCCCAUGGUCAUAACCAUAACAACCACAGGCAUGAGAGGCUGAAGGACCUGACGUCCCUCAUGCUGAACGGCGACCAGGACAAGCUGCCCAAGCUGUGCCACCCUGAGCCCCCCACCCUGAAGGGUGCUGAGGCCCCCCCCUCCCACCCCAGCCCCCAGAGGAAGGCCACCUCCCCCGAGAUUAAACUGAAGAUCACCAAGAUGGUGUCCAAGGGGAAACCGCCACACUUCGAGCCGUGCUGUGGAGAGGGGCCCAACCUGCCUGCGGAUACUGAGGGCCUCGUGGCUCUUGCCAGCAAGGAGGGGAGGAGAAAGAGAAGACCCAUUAAACUCAAACACAGCUCAGCCUCUAACCCUGUUCCUGUGGAGGUGUCUGCUGCCAGUCAGCCAGAGGAGGGCACUGCUGCCCCACAACAGAUCCAGCAGGCCAGUACUCUGGUGGAGGAGGAAGAGAGCCUGGAGGAGGAGGAAGAGAGCCUGGAGGAGGAGGAAGAGAGCCUGGAGGAGGAGGAGAGCCUGGAGGAGCAAUCUAUCCCUGUCCAUGCAGUGUUCUCCGUGGGUGAUGUGGUGUGGACCAAGGUGCCAGGUUAUCCCUGGUGGCCCUGCAUGGUGUCCACUGAUCCAGAACUCAACACACACCUCAAACACAAAGCCAUUAACAGCCGGACAGCUGGAGUCAUGUACCACGUCCAGUAUUUUGGAGACACCCUGGAGAGAGGCUACAUCUUUGAGAAGAACAUGGUGUCAUUCAGGGGGGAGGAGCAAUAUGUUGAGCUCUGCCAUGGUGACAAACAACCUGCCUCCCGGGUUGUCCACAGGAAGAGUACCACUCCGUCCGUUCCUCGUAAGCUCCAUGCCCAGUGGGUGGUGGGCAUCACUCAGGCCAAGGAGGCUGCCAGCCUGGCCCUGGAGGAACGCCUGGUCAAGUACACCUUUACCCACGAUAGUGGCGGACCACACCUCAACCCCCACGUGCUGGCUAAGCUUUACCCUGCUGAGCCUGGCCAAUAUCCUGUACCAUCCAGUCGGAGCCCCCUGCCCCCCAGCCCUGCCAGCCCCCAGGCAGACAGCAGCACUUCCCUGGGGAAGAAGAGAGGAGGCCCCAGAAAAACAGAUGGGAAACGGAAGCAGACUACUUUUACACAGAAAAAGAAAGCUAACAUGGUGGUCUCCCCUAAAGGACCAACACAGAUGCCGUUUCAGGAUGGCCUCUCCACCACCUCAGAGACUGAACUACUUGAAGCUCAGAGCCAGAAGAGGUCCACACUGAGAACUGAGAGGAAGAGAUCCAAAGUGGUUAUUGUGACUACAGACAUUCCAGAGACCCCGUCACCUGCACCCACAGCGAUAGGUAGGAAGGAACGUCAGAAGCAGCAGCCCGGUAAACGAGCUCUAAAGGACACCGAGGAGAAGGACCAACAGCCCGGUAAACGAGCUCUAAAGGACACCGAGGAGAAGGACCAACAGCCCGGUAAACGAGCUCUAAAGGAGACCGAGGAGAAGGACCAACAGCCCGGUAAACGAGCUCUAAAGGAGACCGAGGAGAAGGACCAACAGCCCGGUAAACGAGCUCUAAAGGAGACCGAGGAGAAGGACCAACAGCCCGGUAAACGAGCUCUAAAGGAGACCGAGGAGAAGGACCAACAGCCCGGUAAACGAGCUCUAAAGGAGACCGAGGAGAAGGACCAACAGCCCGGUAAACGAGCUCUAAAGGAGACCGAGGAGAAGGACCAACAGCCCGGUAAACGAGCUCUAAAGGAGACCGAGGAGAAGGACCAACAGCCCGGUAAACGAGAUCUAAAGGAGACCGAGGAGAAGGACCAACAGCCCGGUAAACGAGCUCUAAAGGAGACCGAGGAGAAGGACCAACAGCCCGGUAAACGAGCUCUAAAGGAGACCGAGGAGAAGGACCAACAACCCAAAAAGAAACCUAGCGUAGGUGACAAACAGAAGGCUGUGGCAGCAGAGUCCUCCGCCCCCACGAAGAAGAGAAACAGAAAGAAAACGGAGACGCACGUUAAAGGAUUCACUAGGUCUAAAUCACCAGAGAAAGAACCAGAGAAGAUUAAGCCAAUCAGGAAGAGGCAGGACUUGGCCAUCCAAUCAGCAGCUUCCCAGGCCAAGAAGAGGAAGCGAGCAGCAGCCAGUCCUGAGCCAGAGGGCUCUGGCAGUGAGGAGCGUCCAGAGUCCCCCAGUGACAGCAUAGACCAGACCAACGGGGCCAAGAAGACUAAUGGAGGAGGCCCCAAGAAGGAAUCUGUCUGUCAGGUGUGUGAGCAGGCUGGAGAGGACGUGGUGCCAUGUGAGGGUCAGUGCUGUGGGUCCUUUCACCUCUCCUGUCUAGGAUCCACCCUGAAACCACAGGACAAGCUGCUCUGUCCAGACUGCACCUCAGGGGUGCACCAGUGUUUCAGCUGUAAGCUGUCGGAGGGGGAGGUGCAUCGCUGUAACGUGCUUCACUGUGGGAUGUUCUACCAUGACGCCUGCGUCCGCAACAAUACCCUCACUGUGUUUGACAACAAGGGCUUCCACUGCCCGCUUCACACCUGCAUCAGCUGCCACUCCAAACCCAAGGCUACCAAGGGUAAGCUGAUGCGUUGCCUGCGCUGCCCGGUGGCUUACCAUACAGGAGAGGUGUGUGUUGCGGCUGGCAGUGAGAUGUUGACCCCCACCACCAUCAUCUGCACCAACCAUUUCUCACCCAAGAAGGGCUACAGCCACCACUCUCAUGUUAACGUCAGCUGGUGCUUCGUCUGCUCCAAAGGUGGUCAGCUCCUGUGCUGUGAGUCGUGUCCAGCUGCGUUCCAUCCAGACUGUCUGAACAUCGACAUGCCGGAUGGCAGCUGGUUCUGUAACGACUGCCGGGCCGGAAAGAAACCCAAAUACAGAGACAUCAUCUGGGUCAAACUGGGCAACUACAGGUGGUGGCCUGCAGAGAUCCAGCACCCCCGGAACAUCCCCACCAACAUCCAGCACCUUCGCCACAAAAUCGGAGAGUUCCCAGUCUUCUUCUUUGGUUCUAAGGACUACUUCUGGACGCACCAGGGCAGAGUUUUCCCCUACAUGGAGGGAGACCGGGGCAGCAGGGUCCAGAAGACUGGGAUAGGGAAGGUCUUCAAGAACGCGCUUUUGGAGGCAGAGAAUCGCUUCAAGGAGAUCAAGAUGGAACGGGAGGCCAAGGAGACGCAGGAGAACAACAGGAAACCACCUCCGUACAAAUACAUCAAGAUCAACAAGCCCUGUGGCCGGGUGCAGGUCUACACAGCCGACGUAUCAGAGAUCCCCAAGUGUAACUGUAAGCCCACGGACGAGAAGCCGUGUGGGUUUGAGUCAGAAUGCCUGAACAGGAUGUUGAUGUACGAGUGCCACCCUCAGGUCUGUCCCAACGCAGAGCGAUGCUGCAACCAGGACUUCACCAAGAGACACUACCCAGAGACGAAGAUCAUCAAGACUGCUGGCAAGGGCUGGGGUCUGGUGGCACUACGGGAUAUUAAGAAGGGUGAGUUUGUGAAUGAGUACAUCGGAGAGCUGAUUGAUGAAGAGGAAUGUCGCUCCAGGAUCAAGUACUACCAGGAGAAUGACAUCACUCACUUCUACAUGCUCACCAUCGACAAGGACCGGAUCAUAGACGCUGGCCCCAAAGGAAACUACUCCCGCUUCAUGAACCACAGCUGCCAGCCCAACUGUGACACGCAAAAGUGGACGGUGAACGGAGACACGAGAGUCGGGCUGUUCGCUGUCUGUGACAUCCCUGCUGGGACAGAGCUCACCUUCAACUACAACCUGGAUUGCCUUGGUAAUGAAAAGAUGGCGUGUCGCUGCGGGGCUUCCAACUGUAGUGGUUUCCUUGGAGAUCGGCCCAAGACCUAUCUGACCCCUGUUUCCUUCCACCUCUCCUGCCUGGAGCCAACCAAGAAAGCCAAGAAGAAAGUGAAGACGCGUCGGGCGCGUAACGAGGGGAAGGAGUCUGAGGAUGAGUGUUUCCGCUGUGGAGACGGAGGUCAGCUGGUUCUGUGUGACAGGAAGAGCUGCACCAAGGCCUUCCACCUCUCCUGCCUGGACCGCACCAAGAGACCCUUCGGGCGCUGGGACUGCCCGUGGCACCACUGUGACGUGUGUGGGAAGCCAUCUGAUGCCUUCUGCCAGCUGUGCCCCAACUCAUUCUGCAAGAACCACCAGGAGGGGGCGCUACGGCCCUUGCCCCCAAAGGGACAGCUCUGCUGCCAGGAGCACGACCACCUCUAACCCAACACCCAGAGUGGACUGAGGCCUAGGCUGACCCGGACCCCAACACACCCCCUCGGACUCCCUAAAGGCUUCAGGAGAGGCCUUGACCACAGUCUAGGAGACGCUGACCUGCAGCAGAACUGGGCCCAACUCCAUAAUGUCUUCAAGAUGACAGUUGUCUCUCUCCUCAUCAUUGAUCUGCUGUACUAAUCUACAACUUGAACCAACCAGGUCCUUUUACACUCAGAUAGCCAGCUAAUCAGGUCCUUCCACCUGUUAGUAGUUUGUCUGUAACUCGUCUGCACUGAGAACUAAACACACACCUGUCUGUGGUACAAACACACAAGACAGUCAGAGUACAGUACACCUCCCAGCUACAGUCGGCAGAGUACAGUACACCUCCCAGCUACAGUCGGCAGAGUACAGUACACCUCCCAGCUACAGUCGGCAGAGUACAGUACACCUCCCAGCUACAGUCGGCAGAGUACAGUACACCUCCCAGCUACAGUCGGCAGAGUACAGUACACCUCCCAGCUACAGUCGGCAGAGUACAGUACACCUCCCAGCUACAGUCGGCAGAGUACAGUACACCUCCCAGCUACAGUCGGCAGAGUACAGUACACCUCCCAGCUACAGUCGGCAGAGUACAGUACACCUCCCAGCUACAGUCGGCAGAGUACAGUACACCUCCCAGCUACAGUCGGCAGAGUACAGUACACCUCCCAGCUACAGUCGGCAGAGUACAGUACACCUCCCAGCUAGUCAUCGGGGUACAGUACACCUCCCAGCUACAGUCGGCUACAGCAUUUGUCUCAUCUCUUGAAGCGCCACUGCUCUCCUCUCAUAUAUGACUUUAAACAGUAGAGGUUUCUAUUAUUUAUGUGUGUAUAUGAAAGAGCAACGUUCUAGUAAUACUGGAAUAUUGUUAGUUCCAGGUGGUUUUAUAUCUGUAAUAUCUAUGGAUAGGCCCUGAAUUAGGUUUGUUUCCUGUAAUAGCCAUAGGAUACAUUUAAUUUUAAGUACAUGAUAUUGUUUUAAUUGUUUUCUUCAUUUGAGUGAUGCUAGUAUACCUGGUCAGAUAGUGUUAUUAAAGCACAGAGCUGAAACCUUA
Messenger RNA from Oncorhynchus keta (chum salmon), 5721 nucleotides. Its product is annotated as histone-lysine N-methyltransferase NSD2-like. Gene Ontology annotation, cellular component: chromatin; nucleus. Gene Ontology annotation, biological process: regulation of DNA-templated transcription. Lineage: Eukaryota; Metazoa; Chordata; Actinopteri; Salmoniformes; Salmonidae. The record is from RefSeq and is a predicted model, not a curated record. Gene Ontology annotation, molecular function: protein binding; histone H3K36 methyltransferase activity. The transcript is spliced from 20 exons. Bases 156 to 4628 code for a protein of 1490 amino acids.